AUGUAUAAGCUUGCUCGUAGUAAGCCAUUGGCUGCUGCUCUAGGAGGAUACAAGUUAGCAAUCCCAAGGAGCUCCGCCACACAGCAAAAGCGAUUUCUAUCGAUACACGAAUACCUUUCGGCAAAGCUACUUAAUAGUUAUGGGGUUGGCGUACCUAAGGGCGAGGUCGCUCGCUCCGCAACGGAAGCAGAGAGGAUAGCUAAAGAUAUCGGUGGAGACGAUAUGGUGAUCAAAGCCCAAGUCCUUGCUGGAGGUAGGGGCAAAGGGACGUUCGACAAUGGGCUGAAGGGAGGAGUAAGGGUCAUAUACUCACCGACGGAAGCCAAGAUGUUCGCAGACCAAAUGAUCGGUCACAAGCUCAUCACAAAGCAAACGGGUGCAAGAGGUCGUGUCUGCAACGCUGUCUACAUAUGUGAACGCAAAUUUGCACGGCGGGAGUUUUAUUUGGCGAUCCUGAUGGAUAGACAAUCGCAAGCUCCCGUCAUUAUUGCCUCAUCACAAGGUGGAAUGGAUAUCGAAACUGUUGCGAAGGAGUCCCCGGACGCUAUCAUAACCACGAACAUAAACAUCAACGAAGGGGUGACGGACGACAUGGCGCGAAAUAUUGCUACUGAACUCGGCUUUAGCGAGCAGUGCAUCGAAGACGCGAAAGACACUAUCCAGAAGCUUUAUAAGGUCUUCAUGGACAAAGACGCAACGCAAAUUGAGAUCAAUCCAUUGAGUGAGACGAGUGACCACCAGGUCUUAGCUAUGGACGCCAAGCUCAGUUUUGAUGACAACGCCGAUUUCAGACAGAAAGAAGUAUUCAGUUGGAGAGACCAGACGCAGGAGGACGCCGACGAAGUGAAGGCAGCUGAGUCUGGAUUGAAUUUUAUCAAAUUAGAUGGAGAUAUUGGAUGCCUAGUCAACGGUGCCGGUCUUGCCAUGGCUACAAUGGACAUCAUCAAGCUGAAUGGCGGCUCGCCAGCCAACUUCCUUGACGUUGGAGGCGGGGCUACCCCACAAGCCAUCAAGGAGGCUUUCGACUUGAUUACGAGCGAUCCCAAAGUCUCUGCCAUCUUCGUCAACAUAUUUGGAGGCAUUGUAAGGUGCGACGCAAUUGCUCAAGGUUUAGUCAACGUCGUAGAAAGUAUGAAUAUCAAGACGCCGAUUGUGGCAAGACUACAAGGUACAAAUAUGGAGAAGGCUGCAAAAUUGAUCAACGAGAGCGGAAUGAAGAUUUUCUCAAUCGAAGAUUUGCAGUCAGCAGCAGAGAAGAGUGUGCAAUUUUCGAAACUGGUGAAGCAAGGUAAGUGA
Molecule: messenger RNA, 1296 nt
Organism: Bacidia gigantensis
Lineage: Eukaryota; Fungi; Ascomycota; Lecanoromycetes; Lecanorales; Ramalinaceae
Gene: TCA9
Product: Succinate--CoA ligase [ADP-forming] subunit beta, mitochondrial
Exons: 7
Coding region: 1-1296 (431 amino acids)
Biological process (GO): succinyl-CoA metabolic process; tricarboxylic acid cycle
Cellular component (GO): mitochondrion; succinate-CoA ligase complex
Molecular function (GO): metal ion binding; ATP binding; succinate-CoA ligase (ADP-forming) activity
Source: RefSeq, a predicted model, not a curated record